Molecule: messenger RNA, 1012 nt
Organism: Eleginops maclovinus (Patagonian blennie)
Lineage: Eukaryota; Metazoa; Chordata; Actinopteri; Perciformes; Eleginopidae
Gene: timm22
Product: translocase of inner mitochondrial membrane 22 homolog (yeast)
Exons: 4
Coding region: 18-623 (201 amino acids)
Biological process (GO): protein insertion into mitochondrial inner membrane
Cellular component (GO): TIM22 mitochondrial import inner membrane insertion complex
Molecular function (GO): transmembrane protein transporter activity
Source: RefSeq, a predicted model, not a curated record
GCUCUGUCAUUGAAAACAUGGCUGCCUCCAUGGGUGCCGCUGGAGCCGCUGCCUCUGACUUACAAGAUCCAGCUUCGGCUGGUCCGGGUAUGGACAGCCCGCCGAUUCAGUACAGCAUGAUCCUGGAGCAUCUCAUCGGGGACAAGAGGGCCGUGAAAGAGUUGAGCCCCGGCAUCAUCGGGGGGCUGCCGAUGCCUUUCAAAAGCGACGAGCAGAAGAUGAUCGAGAGGGGAAUGGAGAGCUGCACAUUCAAGGCUGUCCUGGCCUGUGUUGGAGGUUUUGUCCUCGGUGGAGCUUUUGGUGUUUUUACUGCUGGCAUCGAUACCAAUGUUGGUUUUGACCCCAAAGACCCUCUGAAAACUCCAACAGCACGAGAAGUCCUCAAAGACAUGGGACAGAGAGGGAUGUCGUACGCAAAGAACUUUGCCAUCGUUGGUGCCAUGUUCUCCUGCACAGAGUGCAUCAUAGAAUCACACAGAGGAGUCUCUGACUGGAAGAACGCAGUGUACAGCGGCUGUGUAACCGGAGGAGCCAUUGGAUUCCGUGCUGGUCUGAAGGCCGGGGUGCUGGGAUGCGGAGGCUUCGCUGCAUUCUCCGCUGCCAUUGAAUAUUAUUUACGGUGAAUCACUCAACAGUGUACAGACUUAAAUGAUGCGAGUGUGGACGAGCCCUGAGAGGAAUCCAACUGGUGAAUAUUUACCCUCACUUGGAGGACAGCUGAGAAAGCAGAAGUAAUGUAUUUUUGGGGAAGUGAGGGUUCCUGUUCCUGUGCACAAUGGGCUGAAACAUCCCUGUGUUACUACAGACACAUCAGCUACACCCUCUGGACAGUGAGCAGAGUGGAUCUGCCUAUAUGUGGAAGAUAUAAUGAAAAUGUUGAACAUAUUUCCUCUUCACUCUGAGUCAGGACCACCUUGAUUCAGACUCAUUAAACUUAAUUAAUGUGAUGUGUGUUCUGUGUAACUAACCCAGAUCCAGAUUAUUUAUAUUAAACAUGUUUUUGUUAACUUGA